UCCGACUAAAACGCAAUGUGGUUUGAGUUUUUUUUUUAAUUCUCCUUCUUCCAAAUAUCUGGCAAAGGUAGUUGGCAAGUAGUCGGCAAAUGCUGAAUUUAACAGUAAAAUAAUGGCGGAUCUCUCGAUGCUGAGAGUUGUUCAAAACCCAAUUGUUUUUUGAUUUCUUUCUUUCUUUAUAAGAACAUGGAACCAACUCAACCGAACAAAUCUCUCCCUUUUAGCAACAAGAAAGCUUCAUCUCCAAAGUUCUAAUCUUCCCAAAAGGUACUUUUUAUUUAUCUUCAAAUUUCAAGCAUGGAAGUCUCACUUGCUCGUUACCAAUCCAUUUCAUUCGAUCAAAUACGGAAUAAUUGUCGUUUUCCUUCAUCAGUCCACAAUGUAUUCACAACAAAACCUUUCUUUUCCGGCUAUUGUUUUCGAUUCAGUAGGAGAAAAUGGGGCAGCUCAUUUGAUACAAUUAAGUGUUUUUCUCUCGAGCAAGGGCUGCAGCCGCGGCGGCCCAAGCCAAAACCUCCUAGGAAUACUAACCCUGAGUUGAAAGAAACGGAGGAGACUCAGAUUAAAAGACCCAGUGUUGGGCUUUGUAGUCAGAUAGAGAAGUUGGCUUUGUGUAAUAGGUAUAGGGAAGCACUUGAAUUGUUUGAGAUUUUGGAACUUGAAGGUGGUUUUGAUGUUGGUUCAAGCACAUAUGAUGCAUUAGUGAGUGCUUGUAUUGGGUUGGGAUCCGUUCGAGCAGUAAAGAGGGUCUUUAAUUACAUGGUGAGUAAUGGGUUUGAGCCAGACCAGUAUAUGAGCAACAGGAUGUUGCAUGUGCAUGUGAAAUGCGGGAUGAUGAUCGACGCACGUAAUAUGUUCGAUGAAAUGCCGGAGAAGAAUUUGGUUUCGUGGAAUACCAUCAUUGCUGGGCUGUUCGAUAGUGGGGAUUACUUGGAGUCAUUUAGAUUGUUUCUACUUAUGUGGGAGGAGUUCUCUGAUUGUGGAUCUCGAACUUUCGCAACGAUGAUCCGGGCAUCCGCAGGGUUGGAACUCAUUUCGGUAGGAAAGCAGUUACAUUCGUGUGCGGUCAAGAUUGGUGUAGGUGAAGAUAUCUUUGUGUCUUGUGCCCUGAUUGACAUGUAUAGUAAUUGUGGCAGCAUUGAAGACGCUCAAUGGGUUUUCGAUGACAUGCCGGAGAAGACUACCGUGGGAUGGAAUUCAAUUAUAGCAGGUUAUGCUCUUCAUGGUUAUAGUGAGGAAGCGCUGAGUAUGUUUUAUGAGAUGCAAGAUUCUGGUGUUAAAAUGGACCAUUUCACGUUUUCGAUGAUUAUCAGAAUUUGUUCGAGGUUAGCUUCAGUUGAAUAUGCUAAGCAAGCUCAUGCAGGUCUGAUUCGUUACGGUUUCGGGUCAGAAAUAGUGGCCAGCACUGCUCUUGUGGACUUUUAUAGCAAAUGGGGGAGAAUAGAAGAUGCUAAACACGUUUUCGACAGGAUGCCUCGCAAGAAUACAAUAUCUUGGAAUGCUGUCAUUGCUGGAUAUGGUAAUCAUGGUCGUGGAGCUGAGGCUGUGGAAUUGUUUGAGCAAAUGCUUCGAGAAAAAAUGAGACCUAACCAUGUUACUUUUCUUGCUGUGUUAUCUGCUUGUAGCUACUCGAGAUUAUCUGAACGCGGUUGGGAAAUUUUUCAGUCCAUGGGCAGAGAUCACAAGAUCAAGCCCCGUGCAAUGCAUUAUGCAUGCAUGAUCGAGUUAUUAGGUCAAGAGGGACUUUUAGAUGAGGCCUUUGCAUUGAUAAGAGCUGUUCCCUUCCAGCCUACGGCAAAUAUGUGGGCUGCACUGUUAACUGCUAGUCGUGUCAAUGGGAAUUUGGAGCUAGGGAAAUUCGCAGCCGAGAACUUGUAUGGAAUGGAACCUGAAAAGCUUAGUAAUUAUGUUGUUCUUAUGAAUAUCUACAACCGAUCGGGCAGGUUAAAGGAAUCAGCCGCUGUGUUGCAGACAUUGAGAAGAAAGGGCUUACGGAUGCUUCCCGUCUGCAGUUGGAUUGAAGUUAAUAAACGAUCGCAUGUUUUCCUCUCCGGAGACAAAUCCCAUGUCCACACAGAUGAGAUUUACCGGAAGGUUGAUAGCUUGAUUCACCAAAUUUCAAAGUGUGGUUAUGUUCCGGAGGAAAAAACUUUGCUUCCGGAUGUCGAUGAACAGGAACAGCGUGAAUUGUUGUACCACAGUGAGAAAUUAGCAGUAGCUUUUGGUCUGUUAAAUACCAUGAAUAGAUCAUCACCUCUGCAAAUCGUGCAGAGCCAUCGAAUAUGCAACGACUGCCACAAUGCUAUUAAGUUGAUAGCUCUGGUUACUCGACGGGAAAUCAUUGUGAGGGAUGCUAGUAGAUUUCACUACUUCAGACAUGGGAGCUGUUCGUGUGGUGAUUAUUGGUGAUGCUAAAACUUAUCAUCCAAGGCUCUAGAAUUUUUGUCACUUUGAUAUUUUGUGUUGUAUGGUAGUUAGUUUAUUAUUUCCCCGUCACCCAUUUUCCCUCUUUUAUUACAGAUACUGUAAUUCCACAUGCAAGAGAUGUAAUUUUCAAGUUCAUUAAUUGAAAAUCAAU
Hibiscus syriacus is the source of this 2578-nucleotide messenger RNA. RefSeq names its product pentatricopeptide repeat-containing protein At5g50390, chloroplastic-like. Gene Ontology annotation, biological process: RNA modification. The transcript has a single exon. The record is from RefSeq and is a predicted model, not a curated record. Gene Ontology annotation, molecular function: protein binding; RNA binding; zinc ion binding. Bases 298 to 2409 code for a protein of 703 amino acids. NCBI's taxonomy places the organism in Eukaryota, Viridiplantae, Streptophyta, Magnoliopsida, Malvales, Malvaceae.